GACGCAAAGAAGAUCCAAAACACCAAAGUAGCGUAAGCGCCAAACCCUUCCUCUCUCUCCACACCAAUCGGAUGGCUGAUAAUAAACCUCAGCCACCACCGUUGAUCUCAACCGUUCAUGGGUUGUCUUAGCAAAAUUUUGUUUAGUAGCCUUGUCCUCUAAUCUAGUCUAGGCGUUGUUGUGUUGUUGAAUUCUAAGUUGCAGGUUGUUUAGUCUCUCUCUCUAGCAUUUUCCCUCUCUCUCUCUAGCAUUUUCAUCUGUAAUUUUCCCUGCAAAUUCUCCAUUAUCAUUAGCAGAAUCUAACACUUGCCUAACCAAUACACACAUUGUUUCGAUAACCAUUUCACCAAUCCAAAUCCAAAUCCAAAUCCGACAAUGGACACAAUGCUGGUACCUCCAUGGCUAGAACGAUUGCUAAACACAGCCUUCUUCUCCAUUUGCCGGACACACGGUGACGCCGCCAGGAGUGAGUGCAACAUGUACUGCUUAAAUUGCAAUGAAAAUUCAUUUUGCUUUUAUUGCAGAUCAUCAAAACACAAGGAGCAUCAAGUGAUACAGAUAAGGAGAUCUUCAUAUCAUGAUGUGGUGAGGGUGUCAGAGAUUGAGAAGGUUUUGGAUAUAAGUGGAGUACAAACGUAUGUGAUAAACAGUGCAAGGGUUUUGUUUCUGAAUGAGAGGCCUCAACCAAAGACAGGGAAAGGAGUUUCUCACAUUUGUGAAAUCUGUGGGAGGAGCCUCUUGGACCCUUUUCGUUUCUGUUCUUUGGGCUGUAAGCUUGUAGGAAUAAAGAGAAAUGGGGAUGCAAGAUUUACAUUAAUGGGAGGUGAAGGGGGGAUGUCAAGAAGAGUGAUAUCAUCAUCAUCAUCAAGAGAGGAUGAAGAAUUGCGUGAAGGCUCACAACAAGACAUGUACCCGCCCACGCCACCUCCACCUCCUUCUACUGCAAGGAGAAGAAAGGGCAUUCCACAUAGAGCACCCUUUGCCUCCUAAUUAUUUUAAUCAUAUAUAUAUAUAUAUAUAUAUAUAUAAAUAUAUAUAUACACAACUCAUUGUUAAUUAUUUGUUGCACAAAUAUUAACCCUUCUUUUGGGGGGGUUACUGUCCCAAAACAAUUGUAUUCGUAGGUCACCCUAUGGGAUAGGGAUGAACAAAAGGGUGAUAAAGGUUUAAUUCUCUUUUGUUAUAGGGUGGGGUGGGGUCCAAAUCAAAAUUAAAGAAACAAAAGGCAAUAAUAAUGCAACAUUGUUAUUGAUAGUUGCAAGGUUGUACAUGCAAUUAAUUAAGAAAUAUAAAAAGCAAGUCUUUGUGGAGUCCGUUUUAUACUUUUCAUUGGCCCACCAACCCACAUGGGCCGUUUACAAAAGGAAACAACUUUUUAUUGUUAAAUACACGUAACGGGGCAAAUC
Messenger RNA from Cornus florida, 1406 nucleotides. RefSeq names its product protein RGF1 INDUCIBLE TRANSCRIPTION FACTOR 1-like. Lineage: Eukaryota; Viridiplantae; Streptophyta; Magnoliopsida; Cornales; Cornaceae. Bases 376 to 990 code for a protein of 204 amino acids. The transcript is spliced from 4 exons. The record is from RefSeq and is a predicted model, not a curated record.